GAUGGGCGGAUUUUGAAAUUUUGAAAAACAUCUGUGGCCAUUUGGCAAAAGUCAAAAAUCAGUGUGUUGGCUCGAUUUUAGGAUUUUUAGGCAAAUAUAUUCAUUUUUAUCACGUAAUUACUUUAUUAUAAUGCGACCUAAAUUAUUUAAGUAGCCAUGAAAUUAGUUAAAAUAUAUUAAUCGAGUGAAUACGCAUAUUGGAAUCGUUUUAUCUUUUCGAGUGUACUAUAGUUGGAGGUUCGGGCCGUCAUGAUAUUGCAUUGUUAGGCCAAAUUUUGUAUGGAAAUUGUGAAAAUGGAGCUCAGGGAGGCUGGUGAUGGGGCAGCGGCUGGCGAAUAUGACCGCGGACCCAAGAAAUACAGCUGGUCAGAGGUCCGACAGGCUGUGCAUGAUUUACGUAAAGAAUUAUCGUCUUUGUCGACCAUGGUACCUAUGGCUAUAUCGUUUAGGAGACUCGGCAAUGGAAAAACGAGAGUCUACUUCUUGAGGACUCCUCAGAACGGGUGGGAGAUCACACUGCUCUAUACGGACGUUACGCCCUCCCAACAACCUAGCAAUGCAAGAUUAGAUUGGAAACCUCUCAUCGAAUCGAACGUAGCCCUGGGUGUGUCAUCGGGCAAGUGGUCCAGAGAGGAACAGCUGUUGUGGGAGCGCCAGCGGGUGGCCGCGUGGGGCAUAGCCUCCUAUGAGCUGCACCCUAAGACGGGGCGGGUGCUGUUCCCAUGCGCCUCUUCACUGUUCAUAGCUGAGGAGGGGCCUAAUCAAUCACCACCUCUAGUACCCCGCUCGCUCAGCACCGGCUGGGGUGCUCCGCUGACGCCCGCGAUGUGUCCCUCCCUGCCGUCCCUAGUGGCGCACGCGGCUCGAGGGGACAUCUGGCUUGCGGGGGACACUCUGCGCAGGCCAGCCAGACUCACCUACGCUUGCAAGGGAGGUGAUGAGAAGUUAGCGGACGACCCUCGUCAAGCUGGAGUGCCGUGUUACGUUACGCAGGAGGAAUUCUCCCGGUACACCGGCAUCUGGUGGCAGCCCAAAUGCGAUGAUGACGUAUUCCGGAUAGUAUACGAGGAAGUGGACGAAAGUGACGUGAAGAUAUUCAGCUUCCCCUCCUCGCAGAGCUCUAGCGGGGAAGUGGAGGAGUUCAGGUUUCCACGAGCAGGGACCCCGAACGCGAAAUCAAUACUCAAAAUGGUGACCUUCCGACUACAGAAGGCGACCCCCACCACCGUCUUAGAUUAUUAUCAAGAAGGAAACUCGGAACGAAUAGUUUCAGACUCAAGCAAUGAUUCAAUGGAAGUGACAGAUAUCCGGUGGUAUGACCUUCGGCAGUCGCUGAAAGAGACCUUCCCUUGGCUGGAAUACUUGGCCAGGGUGGGGUGGACGCCGUGCAAUCAAUACGUAUGGGUACAGUUACUGGACAGGAAACAGCAGCGGUUAGAACUCGCGGUAGUGCCAGUGAGUGAGUUCAGUGCUCGCGCGAGCUACGAGAACGCGCCCGCGGAUAUGAACCCCGGGGAGAUGAAUGAGCCUAUUCUGCAUAAUAAUACUCAGCCAAUCCAAGUCUUAGUACAAGAAUCAGCGCCCGAAGCGUGGGUGAACGUGCACGACAUCCUGCAUUUUCUGCCUUCCUCUCUUGGCACCGUGAAGUUCAUAUGGGCGUCGGAGGAAACUGGCCACCUUCAUCUAUACCUUAUUACAUGCGCCGUGCCCGGGAAGAGAGCAGAAUCGGUGAUAGAGAUGAUAACAGAGGACGAGUCACACGCAAUAGGCCCCAAUAUAAUAAGUAAAGAAGCGAUCACUACUGGUGAAUGGGAGAUCAUGGGAAGGAAGAUUUGGGUGGAUGAAUCCCGAGGCCUAGUGUACUUCGUAGGGCUCCGUGAGACGCCACUGGAGCGCCAUCUAUACGUAGCGCCCUUCAACCCGCCUCGGCCGCACCAAGUCACUCUACUUACCACUGUUGGCCACUCGCACACGGUUGAUAUGGACGAGGAUUGCUCGAUGGCGGUUAUUACGUCCUCAAAUAUCAGCAGCGUGCCAAACACGCGAGUGUAUCGAGUCACUCACGGAGCGAACACUAUGCUGUUACCGCACGGGACUCUAGUCGAGAGAGCGAGCUCAGAGUCAUCGGACACGCGGUCGUUCAACGGCUCCUGGGACAGCAGGUCGUGUGACGGCGAGGACGACAGCGAAGUAUCAUUACUUGUGAGGGAACGUUCCCUCAGCAGCAUAGACGUACCCCCACCACAGAUACUGUCGACGCGACUGUCGUGCGGUCUAAUGGCGUAUUGCACGCUGUGGCGAUGCGCGGGCUCGGGCCGGCGACCCACUGUUCUACACGUGUACGGCGGGCCAGAGGUGCAGACAGUUACCAACAGCUACAAGGGUAUUCGGCAACUGCGGAUGCAUAUGCUGGCCGCCCGGGGUUUCAACGUGGUCGCAGUCGACUCUAGGGGGUCGAAGCAUCGUGGCAGGGCGUGGGAGGCCGCCAUAAAGGGGAAGAUGGGGCAGGUGGAGCUGGAUGACCAGGUAGAAGUAUUACAGUGGCUGGCCAAAGAGACCGGCUGCAUAGACAUGGAACGAGUGGCUAUACACGGCUGGAGUUAUGGUGGUUACCUCUCGCUAAUAGGCCUAGCGACUCGACCCAGCAUCUUCAAAGUGUGCGUGGCGGGAGCACCCGUAACGUGUUGGCGACUCUACGACACGGCGUACACGGAGCGAUACAUGGGUCUACCCGCAUGGGCGCCGCAUGCGUACAGCAGAGCGAGCGUGCUUGCGCAUGCGCCUUUCUUCCCCGACAAAGAAGGCAGGCUACUCAUAAUCCACGGGUUGGCGGAUGAGAACGUACACUUCUGUCAUACCGCGGCUUUGCUCGCCGAGCUUGUGCGGUUAGGGAAACCGCAUCGCGUACAGGUUUACCCAGGCGAAAGGCAUUCUCUGCGGGCGAUGCACGCGGCGAAACACUACGAAGCAACUCUACUUCAUUUCCUACACGAAAACCUGUGAACUACCCUCCAUACACCAUCAAACAGCAGUCGCCUACCAGUCGAGCAACUAGUCGACCAACUUGUCCAAUACGGAUAACUACCCUCACAUCAACACAACACUCGCCUACCAGUCGCGCAACUUGUCGACCAGUUUUUCAGUAAUGACGUCACGAAAAUCUGCGAACUACCCUCACCAUCAAACAACAAUCGCCUACCAGUCGCGCAACUAGUCGACCAACUUGUCCAAUACGGAUAACUACCCUCACACCAACACAACACAAGUGAUAGUACUGUAAAUGCAGACAUAAUAAUAUAACUGGUGCAAUUUUAUUCAUAAUUUUUAAUUACUUAAAACUGGUAGGCAAAUGUUUCUUAUAGAGAUCACUCAGUAUAAGGGUGCCUGUCCAUUGAAGCGGAAUGUAAUAUUAGUCCACCAGUCAGAUAUUUGAAAGAGAACGCGUUCAUUUUAUCAUGUCAUUUAAGUUCCUCAUUUAAGUCCUCCGAUUUGAUCUGCGAUUGUUCUGCUACAUGUCUAUUCCACUCCGCUUACUCGUAGUGGACAGGUACCCUAAGAAUCGCAGGAGGCGAAAGAACGGUAAAAAGGCGAAUUUUUCAAUUCUUAAAUUCGAGUGUAAAUGCGUUAGCAGAAUUAGGCACGCCGUAAAAAUCCAUGAGCUCUGUCAUCAGAAUUUCUCUGUUGCGUCCUAUGCGGCCGAAUCUUGCUGACAUGCGCCUUUUUAGUAUUGGAAAAUGCGUAUCUUUCGGUUAGUCUUAUAUGCGAUCACCUUUAUUAUAUUUUGUAGCGUUAUGCAAUAAUGUGACAAGUUAUUUUUUUUUAAAUUUAAGUAAUCUUAUGAAGUACUAGCUGAUGCCCGCGACUUCGUGCGGAUAUAGGUUUUUCAAAAAUCCCGUGGGAGCUCUUUGAUUUUCCGGGAUAAAAAUUAACCUAUUUCAUUCUCCAGAUCUCUAACUAAAA
Messenger RNA from Maniola jurtina (meadow brown), 3960 nucleotides. RefSeq names its product dipeptidyl peptidase 9. Gene Ontology annotation, molecular function: serine-type peptidase activity; dipeptidyl-peptidase activity. The transcript is spliced from 19 exons. Lineage: Eukaryota; Metazoa; Arthropoda; Insecta; Lepidoptera; Nymphalidae. The record is from RefSeq and is a predicted model, not a curated record. The coding region runs from base 280 to 3003 and encodes 907 amino acids. Gene Ontology annotation, biological process: proteolysis.